Aspergillus homomorphus CBS 101889 is the source of this 1681-nucleotide messenger RNA. RefSeq names its product catalase easC (gene fgaCat). The record is from RefSeq and is a predicted model, not a curated record. Gene Ontology annotation, biological process: response to hydrogen peroxide; hydrogen peroxide catabolic process. NCBI's taxonomy places the organism in Eukaryota, Fungi, Ascomycota, Eurotiomycetes, Eurotiales, Aspergillaceae. Gene Ontology annotation, molecular function: heme binding; catalase activity. The coding region runs from base 142 to 1584 and encodes 480 amino acids. Gene Ontology annotation, cellular component: cytoplasm; mitochondrion; peroxisome. The transcript has 3 exons.
CAGAUCGAUUUUGCGUAUUGCGUCUGUACCGUGCGAAUAGCCUGGUGACAGUCACAUUGCUUGAAGGUGCUACAUGUCCCAUUAGUGAUUCAUUCCUUCUGAAAUCAAACUCGACAAGGUUGGGAGCAAGCCCAUAAGAGAAUGGAUCCCCGUGGACAAGGCCAAGGCUUGAAAGGGUGCCCGGUGAUGGCAGGUGGCCAUGGCAAACCAUCUCAGCAGACACUGCCAGUAGGUGGACAUCCCGUCAUCGAAGCGUUGGCGAGCUUCAAUCGAGAGAAGAUCCCCGAGAGACCAGUUCAUGCCAAAGGCGCGGGUGCGUAUGGGGUGUUCGAGGUCACGGAAGAUAUCUCGGAUAUCUGCAACAUCGACAUGCUCCUCGGCGUGGGUAAGAAGACGGCGUGUAUGACGCGAUUCUCGACGACGGGGCUGGAGCGCGGUUCGUCGGAGGGGGUGCGUGAUCUGAAGGGCAUGGCGAUCAAGUUCUUCACGGAGCAAGGCGAAUGGGACUGGGUGUGCCUCAACUUCCCGUUCUUCUUCAUCCGCGACCCGAUCAAGUUCCCGGACCUGAUGCACGCGCAAACGCGCGACCCCCAGACCAACCUGCUGAACCCGAACCACUACUGGGAGUGGGUGACGGCGAACCACGAGUCGCUGCACAUGGUGCUGCUGCAGUUCAGCGACUUCGGGACGAUGUUCACCUGGCGCACGCUGAGCGGGUACGUGGGCCACGCCUUCAAGUGGGUGAUGCCAGACGGCUCGUUCAAGUACGUACACUUCUUCCUCUCGUCCGACCGCGGGCCCAAUUUCUCCAUGGGCCAGUCCACCGCAGACGACGCGGGCCUGCACGACCCGGACCAUGCCUCGCGCGACCUGUACGAGGCCAUCGAGCGCGGCGAGUAUCCCACUUGGACGGCCAAUGUGCAGGUCAUUGACCCGGCCGACGCCCCGAAGCUGGGCUUCAACAUCCUUGACGUGACCAAGCACUGGAAUCUGGGAACUUACCCCAAGGACCUGGCCAAGAUCCCCUCGCGCCCGUUCGGCCGCCUCACGCUGAACCGCAACCCGCAGGACUACUUCCGCGAGGUCGAGCAGCGCGCCUUCUCGCCCGCCAACCUCGUCCCCGGCGUCGAGCCCUCCGAGGAUCCCAUCCUGCAGGCGCGCAUGUUCGCCUACGCCGACGCCCAGCGCUACCGUCUAGGGCAGCAGCAAAGCCCGCCGCAGAGUCGUGCGUCAUCGACGACAACCGCCCCGAUUCAAUCCGACCCAGCUUUCCAGGAGUGGCUGUCUGAGGUAUCGUCACCGACCUGGUCCCAACCCCACGCCAACGACUACAAGUUCGCCCGCGAGUACUACUUGGUCUUGCCCGAGUUCCGCAGCCAGGACUUCCAGGACCGCAUGGUCGAGAACCUCGCCGCUUCGGUAGCCCAGACCCGGCCCGCGAUUCGUACGCGUGUGUACAGAACCUUUGAGCUGGUGCAUCCCGAACUGGCGCAGCGCAUCGAGACUUUAGCCGAGCAGAAGACCCAGCCGGCGACGCCUAUGGAGGCAGGGACUGAGGCACCACAGCAAAAGGCGCAUUUGUAAUGGUACUAGUAGCUUAGCUAGUAUGAGUUGGCUUAAUGACUAUGCCGGACAGCGUGGUCGCAAUUCCUAUGGACGUGACUCUUAGCUAAAAUGGAAU